AAACACAAUUUGUUGCGUUUGCAAUGUUUGAACAGGUCAGCAUUUGAAUCGAACCCGAACCCCCCGAUCUCUAUGAGCCGGGCAUACGUAAUUCGGGCUAUAGAGUUCGGCAUCGAUUCGCCACAUUUCACGAAUUAUUUUGUACGAGUAGCUUGAUCCUCAUUAUGGCGGCGGCAAUUUUCUGUACAUUGUUUCUAGUUUUCACUUAUACCGGAUCGUCGACGCGUUGCGCCGCCGCUCUCGCAGGAAGUUCCAAUAAAUUGUUCGGUUUCGAUUGGCAAUGUGACACUAUUUGUUUAGGAUCAGGUGGCAGAGCACGAUUCGAUGCCGAAAACAAAAUAUGUAAAUGUACCAUGGACAAAAACAUUGACGAUGUUGAUCUUCAAUUGAUGAAAAAGAAUUCCGAAAAUAUGGGCAUGCGGAUAGUCGAAUUCGAAGACAGGGCCAAACGUAAUAUUCAUACCGCAGAUAUUUUGGAUAACAACGAUCGAUUAAGUUUGAAGAAACUGCCAAAAUUCGAAAUCAAAAAAUUCAAACCGUCUACUCGCAACGCUAUGAAAUUCAAAAAACCCUUGUUUAAACCGAAGAAGAAAAUCGAAUUACCAUCAGCUAGGAAAGCAACUGCGUUUAAAGAGGAUUCCGAUCCGAAGAGGAGGUUGAAAGAAAUGCAAGAUAAAUUGAAAGAAAAACUGGACGGUCUGACGUGGAAAUUGCCGAACAUGAAGCAACGAUCCGCGUUCAAGAAGGAAGCUGGUAAAAAACCAGCAUUCGACUUGAAAAAAAUCAUCGAGGAUCGCAAAGAAAAAUGGGGUCUCAAACACGAUGAUACAGUAGCUCAACCCGCUCCGACUAUAGCCAAAGAAGCUCCCGAGGAAAAGAAAUCAAUAAACAAAUCACCUCUUUCAAACCUUCUAACAACCGACCUAAAAUCAAUUAGUAAAUUUAGGGAGAGAUCAGAGAAGAGAAAACAAAAUAGUCCCGUAAUUAAAAAUUUACCUGAGCAGGAAAAUGCAACGCAACCUCCCGGACAGCAGGAAAACAAUGCACACGAUAACGUAAAGGGACAAACGAGAGAGGCAACUAACGCACGCAGGACAAAUAUCAUCCUGAUCCCGGUGGCAGAAUAUGAUGAAUUGAAACUCGAAUGUACCGAGCUUCAUAUCUAUGUUAAUGAAGGCAAUGAACCAAGCCGGGAUUCGAUCAAAUACCUUAUUUUUGCUUGGGUAAUAUUUAAAUGAGGAUGAUACAGAAAUAUGUACGCCUAUAAAUUAAGUAAAUACGGUAAUAAUUAAUUUGGGAAUUAAAAAUAUUUUCAGUUGA
This is a messenger RNA of Phyllotreta striolata, 1320 nucleotides long. The record is from the annotation of a GenBank genome assembly. Lineage: Eukaryota; Metazoa; Arthropoda; Insecta; Coleoptera; Chrysomelidae.